Molecule: messenger RNA, 1255 nt
Organism: Panicum virgatum (switchgrass)
Lineage: Eukaryota; Viridiplantae; Streptophyta; Magnoliopsida; Poales; Poaceae
Product: septum-promoting GTP-binding protein 1-like
Exons: 6
Coding region: 1-897 (298 amino acids)
Molecular function (GO): GTPase activity; GTP binding
Source: RefSeq, a predicted model, not a curated record
AUGACCACCGCCGCCGCCGUGAACGCAGCGGCGGUCGCGCAGCUCUGCGCCGGCGCCCGGCGCCGGAAGCCGGCGCAGGGGCCCCGGGUCGACCUGCGCUGGGCGCGCCUGCUCCGCGUCGCCGUCGUCAGCCGGGCGCUCCGCGUCGUGCGGGACCAGCUGCUCGCGUGCUCCUCCUGCGGCGGCGGGGGAGGACCCGGCGGCGGCAGGGGCGGCCGGUACCGCCGCCUCGGCCCGCCCGCGCUGGCCCCCGUCGACAGGGGCGACGCCUGCGUCCCCGCCGGCGCCGACGACGCCGAUGACGCGGCCGCGGACGACGCCGAGAACGUCGUCAGCCUCAAGGUCAGCCUGCUCGGCGACUGCCAGAUCGGCAAGACAAGCUUCAUGGUUAAGUAUGUGGGGGAUGACGGGGAGGAGCAGAACGGCUUGCAGAUGACGGGCCUGAAUCUCAUGGACAAGACGAUGGCAGUCCGGGGAGCUCGGAUUGCCUACAGCAUCUGGGAUGUAGCAGGAGACAUCCAAUCCAUCGACCACAUUCCAAUCGCGUGCAAGGACGCCGUGGCGAUCCUGUACAUGUUCGAUCUCACGAGCCGGUGCACGCUUAAUAAUAUUCUAGAUUGGUACGAGAGGGCGAGGAGAUGGAAUAAGACGGCUAUUCCAAUCCUAAUCGGGACAAAGUUUGAUGACUUUGCUCAGCUUCCUCUUGAAAUGCAAUGGGCCAUCGUUAACCAGGCCAGGGCAUACGCAAGAGCGAUGAAGGCGACCCUCUUCUUCUCGAGCGCGACGCACAACAUCAACGUGAACAAGAUCUUCAAGUUCAUCACGGCGAAGCUCUUCAACCUGCCGUGGACGGUGGAGCGCAACCUCACCAUCGGCGAGCCCAUCAUAGACUUCUGACGAGACCACCUCCUCCUCCGCCUCCUAACAGAUAACUAGGCAGCAGCAGCAGCAGCGCACCACGACCCUUCGUCCUCCCAUGGGUCGGAUCGUGUCUUGCUCUUUGCUCGGCGCCGGAGCCAUGAGUGAGCCUCGGUGCAGGCAAGGCAAGAUGCCUUUGUACAUAGGUGACAGCCCCCCUGCCCGCGCAGUGCAGGGGCGUCGGGGAAAAAAAGGAAAACCGCGAAGUGUAUGCAACACCCCCGCCCCGGACAGAGUGUAUAGGAAUCCAUGUUAAUAUAUCCACCGUUUCCUUUGCUCCUAGCAUGUACAAGCUGUAUCAUGUUGUUCAGAAGAAUUCUAUGGUCUUUUUUUGUUU